AUGGGCUCCUUACGACUAGGCACAGUUACCAAACAAGUCGCAACCUUCGGAGCCAUCUUCUUGCCACCCUCUGCCUCCGGGACCAGCCAACACGCGAUUUUGAAUUUAGCUCCUCAUUACCAAUCAACCCCGAGCGCCCAAAUUAGUCAGAAGUACUCCACAGAGGUGGAAGCCACCGUCAACAUGCACCUGCGGGCCUCCUACACCUACCUCUCACGGGGCUUCUAUUCCAACCGGGACGACGUGGUCCUGGAGGGCGUGGGCCAUUUCUCCCGCGGGGUGGCUGAGAAGAAGCGGGAGGGCGCCGAGCGUCUCUUGAAGAUGCAAAACCAGUGCGGGGGCCAUGGCCUCUUCCGGGAAGUGGAAGCCGCCCUGCUUCUGGAGAAGAAGUUGAAGCAGGCCCUUCUGGAUCUGCAUGCCCGGGGCUCUGCCCGCGCAAACCCCCAUCUCUGUGACUUCCUGGAGGAUCACGUUCUAGAUGAGGAAGUGAAACUCAUUAAGAAGAUGGGCGACCACCUAACUAAUCUCUGCAGGCCGUCCGGUCCCCAGGCUGGGCUGGGCGAGUAUCUCUUCCAAAGGCUCACCCUCAAGCACGGCUAG
Molecule: messenger RNA, 600 nt
Organism: Prionailurus viverrinus (fishing cat)
Lineage: Eukaryota; Metazoa; Chordata; Mammalia; Carnivora; Felidae
Product: ferritin light chain-like
Exons: 3
Coding region: 1-600 (199 amino acids)
Biological process (GO): iron ion transport; intracellular iron ion homeostasis
Cellular component (GO): cytoplasm
Molecular function (GO): ferric iron binding; ferrous iron binding
Source: RefSeq, a predicted model, not a curated record